Molecule: messenger RNA, 1579 nt
Organism: Lynx canadensis (Canada lynx)
Lineage: Eukaryota; Metazoa; Chordata; Mammalia; Carnivora; Felidae
Gene: CHRNA5
Product: cholinergic receptor nicotinic alpha 5 subunit
Exons: 4
Coding region: 19-1149 (376 amino acids)
Biological process (GO): chemical synaptic transmission; nervous system process; regulation of membrane potential
Cellular component (GO): postsynaptic membrane; synapse; neuron projection
Molecular function (GO): acetylcholine-gated monoatomic cation-selective channel activity; transmembrane signaling receptor activity
Source: RefSeq, a predicted model, not a curated record
GAUGAGAAAAAUCAGUUAAUGACAACGAAUGUCUGGUUGAAACAGGAGUGGAUAGAUGUAAAGUUAAGAUGGCGCCCUGGCGACUAUGGCGGAAUAAAAGUUAUACGUGUCCCUUCGGACUCUCUCUGGACCCCAGACAUUGUUUUGUUUGAUAAUGCAGAUGGACGUUUUGAAGGGGCCAGCACGAAAGCGGUCAUCAGGUAUGAUGGCACUGUCACCUGGACUCCACCGGCAAACUACAAAAGUUCUUGCACCAUAGAUGUCACGUUUUUCCCAUUCGAUCUCCAAAACUGCUCCAUGAAAUUUGGUUCUUGGACUUACGAUGGAUCACAGGUUGAUAUAAUUUUAGAGGACCAAGACGUGGACAAGAGAGAUUUUUUUGACAAUGGAGAAUGGGAGAUUGUGAGUGCAACGGGAAGCAAAGGAAACAGAACGGAUGGCUCCUGCUGGUACCCUUAUGUCACCUACUCAUUUGUAAUUAAGCGUCUGCCUCUCUUUUACACCUUGUUCCUUAUUAUACCCUGUAUCGGGCUCUCGUUUUUAACCGUGCUUGUCUUCUAUCUCCCCUCAAACGAAGGUGAGAAGCUCAGUCUCUGCACGUCAGUCCUGGUCUCUCUGACUGUCUUCCUUCUGGUUAUUGAAGAGAUCAUACCCUCGUCUUCCAAAGUAAUACCUCUGAUUGGAGAGUAUCUGGUGUUCACCAUGAUUUUUGUGACGCUGUCAAUCAUGGUGACUGUCUUCGCUAUCAAUAUCCAUCAUCGUUCUUCCUCAACACACAAUGCAAUGGCACCUUGGGUCCGCAAGGUAUUUCUCCACAAGCUUCCCAAACUGCUGUGCAUGAGGAGUCACGUAGACAGGUACUUUGCUCAGAAAGAGGAAACUGAGGGCGGUGGUAGACCAGAGUCUUCUAGAAACACAUUGGAAGCUGCGCUUGAUUCCAUCCGCUACAUUACAAGACACGUCAUGAAGGAGAAUGACGUCCGUGAGGUGGUUGAAGAUUGGAAAUUCAUAGCACAGGUGCUUGAUCGGAUGUUUCUAUGGACUUUUCUUCUGGUUUCAAUUGUUGGAUCUCUUGGGCUUUUCGUUCCUGUUAUUUAUAAGUGGGCAAAUAUAAUAGUACCGGUUCAUAUUGGAGAUGCAAAUAAGUGAUCCUUCCGUAGUGGUGUCAUCGUAGGAAUUUAGUUACCAAAGGCACCUAUGCCUCUGGCACCCUUAAAAUUAGAAAAUGUAAAUUGUGUUUAAAAUUUGAAGCAAGCUUUGUCAGAUUAACAGUUGCUAACUUUGGUUUAUCUUAAUAGACUGCCCUGAGAACAUUUUACCUGCAUGACUGAAGUGAUAGCUGACUCAGCAUUUGAGCUAAAAAUAGCAGCAAAAUGUUAUCUGAACUGUACUAGUGAAAACCUAAUGUUGGUGUCCUGGCAAACAGUACCAAUUCGUAAUCAACGUGAAGCUCAUCUUUUGAUUGUAUUGGAAAGUUCCUGUUGUAUUUGAAGACUGAUUUCAGGACUUUUUCUGCGUUUGGUAAAGGUACACAUUUUAAAUUUCUUUCUUUCUGUCCUGUAUCUACGGAGUAACAGCU